AUGUUCACGAAACAAGACGAAGCCGGCGAACAUGAUUCGCCACCCAUCCAUGUUGAGCACCAUGGCACCAUGGGCGAGUCAUCUGCCGUGGAAAUCGGGGACCAGACAGACGAGCUACAUCGUGGGCUCAAGAGUCGCCACAUCCAAUUCAUAGCACUGAGCGGUGCGAUCGGGACGGGCUUAUUCAUCGGUUCCGGAUCGAUCCUGGCCAGUACGGGCCCGGCGUCUCUUUUCCUCGCCUACAUCUGCAUGAUUUUCGUGGUUUGGGUAAUCAUGGACUGUCUUGCCGAAAUGGUCACAUACUUGCCAUUGCGUGGCGUCACGAUCCCCUACCUGGUCGGCCGGUUCCUCGACCCGAGCGUGGCUUUUACAGCUGGCUGGAAUUACUGGUUCGCCUACGCCAUCUUGAUUGGUGCCGAGGCCACCGCCGCCGGCAUCGUCGUCGAAUACUGGAAGCCACCCGUGCACGUGGCGCUCUGGAUCGCCAUCAUCCUUGCCGUGUUGCUCGUUCUCAACAUCUUCUCCGUCAGCUACUACGGCGAAUCGGAGUUUUGGUUCUCCAGCAUCAAGUUCAUCACAAUCAUAGGACUCAUCAUCGUCGGCAUUGUAAUCUUCUUCGGUGGGGGCCCUGACCAGCACGGAAUAUUGGGCUUCUCCAAUUGGAAAGUUCCCGACGGUGCGUUCAAGGAGUUUGGCAAGAAGUCUGGCGUAGAUGGAGACGCGGGACGAUUCCUCGGUUUCUGGUAUGCCUUUAUUCAAGCGAGUUUUGCGUUUCUGCUUUCGGCCGAGCUCAUCGCCAUCGCCGCCGGGGAGACUGUUGCACCACGGCGAAACAUUCCGAAAGCGGCUCGUCGCUUUGCCUGGCGGCUACUCAUAUUUUACGGAUGCUCCUCCCUCAUCGUGGGCAUUCUUGUGCCGUCGACCGAGAAGGAUCUCUUGGGGGCUUCGGACGCUGGCGCUUCUCCAUUCGUCAUCGGGAUUCACAAUGCGGGUAUUCCGGUCCUGAACCACAUCAUCAACGCCGCCAUCCUGACGUCAGCCUGGUCCGCAGGAAAUUCGUUUCUAUUUUCCGGUAGCCGUGUCUUGUACUCACUUGCCAAGGACGGCGAUGCGCCUCGCAUCUUCCAGACCACGAACAAGAAAGGCGUUCCUUGGGUAGCUGUCGUCGCGACGUGGUCUAUCGGCCUCCUGGCCUUCCUCAAUGUGUCAAAUUCUGGCGGUGUCGUUUUUGGUUGGCUGGUCAACAUCAUUAUCGGGUGCGGUUUCAUAUCCUGGAUCAUCAUCUGCAUCACAUAUCUCCGGUUCAGAAGAGCAAUGCAGUACCAUGGUCUCCUGGACACUCUUCCGUUCCGGUCCCGCCUUCAACCAUACAAGACAUGGGUCGUCCUCGUCACCGUCAUCAUUUUGACUCUUACCAAGGGGUUUGACAUAUUCCUCGCCGGGAAUUGGGACGCAAAGUCCUUUGUGGCUGCGUACAUCACCUUGCCAUUGGUGCUGGCGAUAUAUAUUGGCCACAAGAUCUGGUCCCGGACCCCGCUUUAUAUUCCCACAAAGGAUAUUGAUGUUUUGACGGGAAAGAGGGAAAUGGAUGCGCUUGAAGCCAGGGAAGUGCCCAGGGUGCCAAAGAAUUGGCUUGAGAAGAUCUGGUACUGGGUUGCCUGA
Molecule: messenger RNA, 1662 nt
Organism: Purpureocillium takamizusanense
Lineage: Eukaryota; Fungi; Ascomycota; Sordariomycetes; Hypocreales; Ophiocordycipitaceae
Exons: 2
Coding region: 1-1662 (553 amino acids)
Biological process (GO): amino acid transmembrane transport
Cellular component (GO): membrane
Molecular function (GO): amino acid transmembrane transporter activity
Source: RefSeq, a predicted model, not a curated record